GAUCGCCUGAUGUGGCACUCGCGGGGCGGGGUCCGCUACACGGACCCCAUGAACUCCGUGUACUCCGAGGUGUGGGCCGCGCUGGACCUUGGGGGCGCGCUGGGCCUCCCGCACUGGACCAGCGCGGAAACGCGGGGGGACUUGCUCGAGGUUGUGCUGGGGGUGAACUUCGUGCUGCAGACGCAGGUGCGGCACCACCCCCUUCUGCCUCGGUUCGCGCACGCGGCGGGCGUGCUGGAGGAGGCGGUGGAGCUGGUGCUGGACCCCCCGGUGGGAGGGAUGCGUGGCUGCCACGACGCCCGAAACCCUCAAAUCGUUGGCUCCCGAAGCGUUCUGGUCCAGCCAGAGCAG
Molecule: messenger RNA, 351 nt
Organism: Effrenium voratum
Lineage: Eukaryota; Dinophyceae; Suessiales; Symbiodiniaceae
Source: the annotation of a GenBank genome assembly